Molecule: messenger RNA, 2116 nt
Organism: Eublepharis macularius
Lineage: Eukaryota; Metazoa; Chordata; Lepidosauria; Squamata; Eublepharidae
Product: lysosomal acid glucosylceramidase-like
Exons: 11
Coding region: 199-1794 (531 amino acids)
Biological process (GO): glucosylceramide catabolic process
Molecular function (GO): glucosylceramidase activity
Source: RefSeq, a predicted model, not a curated record
CGAUACGAUUGCCUCCCACAGUAUUGCUGACUGCUCUUUGCCACUGUCUGAAUAUCCAGCUGUUGUACUAAUAAUUGAAAAGGCCAGAGGGUAUUGGUUCUUUUCAGAGGUACUGGAAAACAGUAGCUUCAGGUACCCAAAGCUUCUAACUUCCUUCUGGAUUGUGGAAUCUGUACCAAGGUGUGACCAAGUAUUGCCAUGUGGCAAGGGGAAUUCGGUUUCCUGGCUGGCAUCCUGUUUUUACAGUUGACGAUUACUGGGACAGGUGGCCGCCCUUGUUCUGCCAGAAAUUUUGGGCAUGGCUCGUUGGUGUGCGAAUGUGGCGCCUCCUACUGUGACACGUUAGAACCUGUCUCCCUUCCUCCCUUGGGCUCUUUUGUCAAGUAUGAAAGCAACAAGGCUGGGCGGCGCAUGGAGAGGACCGAGGAGGGGAUGCAUGACAGCCCUUUACAAACAGCUGGUCUUCAACUCAAGCUUAAGACAGCCCAGAAAUAUCAGAAAAUCAAGGGCUUUGGAGGGGCUCUCACCGACUCGGCGGCUCUCAAUAUUCUGGCUUUGUCCCCAAAGGCUCAGACGAACCUUCUCAAAUCUUACUUCUCAGAUCAUGGGAUUGAGUACAACUUAGUCCGAGUCCCCAUGGCGAGCUGUGACUUCUCUGUGAGGCUGUAUACAUAUGCUGACACGGAGAAUGAUUUCGAGCUGAAAAACUUCAGUCUGACGGAAGAGGACACCAAGAUGAAGAUCCCCAUCCUCCAGCAGGCCCAAGCCGUGGCCCCGAAGCCCAUCCUUCUCUACGCCAGCCCCUGGACCUCCCCGGUCUGGAUGAAAACCAACGGAGCCAUGACAGGCCGUGGGACCCUGAAGGGGAGACCAGGGGACAAGUACCACAAGACCUGGGCCAACUAUUUCAUCAGGUUCUUAGAUGAAUAUGCCAAGUACAACCUGACCUUCUGGGCGGUGACUGCUGGGAACGAGCCCACGGCUGGAGACAUCAUCUUCUACCCGUUCCAGUGUCUGGGCUUUUCUCCGGAGCACCAGAGGGACUUCAUUGCCCAAGAUUUGGGCCCUGCCUUGGCCAACAGCACUUACAAGGGCAUUGAGCUCAUUAUCCUCGAUGACCAAAGAGUCAUGCUCCCUUACUGGGCCAAAGUGGUUCUCAAGGAUCCCAAGGCUUCCCGUUAUAUUAAUGGGAUUGGCAUUCACUGGUAUUUGGAUUUCUUGGCCCCUAUCGACUUGACGCUGUCCAUCACCCACCAUCUCUUCCCCCAGUACUAUCUCAUCUCUACUGAAGCCUCCACCGGCUCUUACUUCUGGGAGCCCCGCGUAGUGCUUGGGGGCUGGGACCGUGGCAGCAAGUACAGCCACAGUAUACUCACGAACCUCAACAACUACGUCACAGGCUGGACCGACUGGAACCUGGUGCUAGACAUGGAAGGAGGCCCCAACUGGAGCAGGAACUACGUGGACAGCCCAAUCAUCGUGGACGCGGCCAAUGACGUCUUCUACAAGCAGCCCAUGUUCUACCACAUGGGCCAUUUCAGUAAGUUCCUCCCGGAGGGGACCCAGCGUAUUGGCAUCCAGAGCAGCAAGUGGACCGGCUUAGAAUUUUCCGCUUUCCUGCGCCCGGACAAUUCGGCGGCUGUCGUGGUCUUGAACAGGUCCUCCAAGGACGUACCUUUUGGCAUCUCAGAUCCUGGCGUGGGCUACAUCCAGGCAGUGGCGACGGCGGAUUCCAUCCAGACCUAUCUGUGGAAACGGCCCACAGGUGAUGCGGAGCAGCCCAGCUCACGAUAACAGUCGCACUAAAAUGCUUUGUUCCCUUGAGAAGGCUCAACGCUGUUGGGUAGAUCGGGAAUCGAGGUCCUGAGGAUGGGUCUACUGGAUAUACAGAAAGGCCUGCAUGAACCAGGAUGAAAUGGUAGAGGAGGGGUGCCUGCCGGCCCCAAUCCCAUCCUAACCAAGAUCGAAGUAGUAAAUAUUCUCAGGGUACCCGGAGAGGCCUAACCUGCCUUCCCGGUCUGCUUCGUUCUGGUUGGUCGACAUUAAUCCCUCAGCGUUCCUCCUCAUCGGUUCAGGGUUUCCUUCUUUUCUCAGAUGUUUUCAUACAAUAAACCGU